GGCGCACCAGUCCGCGGAGGGCGCGCCAGGCACGGCAGCCUCCCCGCUCCGCUGCGCCGCGCUCUUGGAUAACUUGCUGCUCGCCGGCUUCAACAUGACUCUGGAAGAGAUCCGCGGUCAGGACACAGUUCCGGAGAGCACGGCCAGGAUGCAGGGCGCGGGCAAAGCGCUGCAGGAGCUGCUGCUGUCGGCGCAGCGCCAGGGCUGUCUCACCGCCGGUGUUUACGAGUCCGCCAAAGUCCUGAACGUGGACCCGGACAACGUGACCUUUUGCGUGCUGGCGGCCGACGAGGAGGACGAGGGCGACAUCGCGCUGCAGAUCCACUUCACGCUGAUCCAGGCGUUCUGCUGCGAGAACGAUAUCGACAUCGUGCGCGUGGGCGACGUGCAGCGCCUCGCGGCGAUCGUGGGCGCGGGCGACGAGGCGGGCGCGCCGGGGGACCUGCACUGCAUCCUCAUCUCGAACCCCAAUGAGGACGCGUGGAAGGACCCGGCCCUGGAGAAGCUCAGCCUGUUCUGUGAAGAGAGCCGCAGCGUCAACGACUGGGUGCCCAGCAUCACCCUCCCCGAGUGACCGCCCGGCGCGGGCCCUUGGUCUGAUCGACGUGGCGACGCCCCCGGGGCGCCGAGCGCGGCUGGCUCUGUGGAUGCGCCCCCCGGAGGGCGCCGGAGUGCGGCGUUGGAGACUGGCCGGCGGCGCCGCGUGGACCGCGAGCAGAGAGGAGGUGCCGGCUCGGGCCGAGGGGGGCCUGGCGGCUGCAGGGACGCGCCGGCCCGGAGGGAGCCGAGGACUGCGCCGAUGGUCGGGGAGCGGCUGCCGGAGGCGGAGACGUUGGCCCUGGGGCCGGGAAGGACAGCCGUGCCGGGCAGGCGGGCGUGACUCAGCAGCCUGCGCUCCCGGCACCCUGGAGGGGCCGGCGGGGCCGAGCCGCUGCUGCACUUGGUCCAGUGGCCGGAGCUCGACGGACGCAGCAGCCUGCACCACGGCCGCCCAGCGAGGAUGCUGCUGCCGAAGCCUUGAGUUGCACAAUAAACUUCAUUGA
Messenger RNA from Sorex araneus (European shrew), 1043 nucleotides. RefSeq names its product growth arrest and DNA damage inducible gamma (gene GADD45G). The record is from RefSeq and is a predicted model, not a curated record. The coding region runs from base 95 to 574 and encodes 159 amino acids. Gene Ontology annotation, biological process: regulation of cell cycle. NCBI's taxonomy places the organism in Eukaryota, Metazoa, Chordata, Mammalia, Eulipotyphla, Soricidae. Gene Ontology annotation, cellular component: cytoplasm; nucleus. The transcript has 4 exons.